AUGACGCACACGUCGCUGCGACCUGCGUUCGUCUUCGCAGUGCUGCUCUGUCUCGCCUGCGGCGCCAUCGCCGGCCGCCAUCUACUCCAAACCUCCAACACACGCUACCAAAUAUUUCCCCAUUAUAUCCUCAUACCGUGGGUCACGAUGACUGGCUCGCUCGUGCACCCUGGAUGCUACCGUCACGGCAACUUCCCAAACCACAUCCUUCGCCUGCAGCGUUACGGGCGUAACAGGGGCGGCCCCGACUUUCUCCUCGCCUUCUUACUACAAUCUUAA
This is a messenger RNA of Closterium sp. Naga37s-1, 279 nucleotides long. Lineage: Eukaryota; Viridiplantae; Streptophyta; Zygnematophyceae; Desmidiales; Closteriaceae. The record is from the annotation of a GenBank genome assembly.